Molecule: messenger RNA, 201 nt
Organism: Blepharisma stoltei
Lineage: Eukaryota; Ciliophora; Heterotrichea; Heterotrichida; Blepharismidae
Source: the annotation of a GenBank genome assembly
AUGCAUCAAUUUCUGAUAAAUUUAAGCAUUUAUCCAAUUAAUGAGAUAGCAUCUAAGUACAUGGAAUUAAAACAUUAUUAUGCAAAUUUUACAAGCUAUACAACAGGUUUUCAUUCAACACUUUCGUCUUGUCAACUAGAUUUAUCCUAUAAUCAAAUUUUAAGCCUGCAGUGAAGAGAUCAGCUAGCAUGCAAAAAUUAA